This is a messenger RNA of Pediculus humanus corporis (human body louse), 498 nucleotides long. RefSeq lists its product as uncharacterized. Bases 1 to 498 code for a protein of 165 amino acids. The record is from RefSeq and is a predicted model, not a curated record. Lineage: Eukaryota; Metazoa; Arthropoda; Insecta; Psocodea; Pediculidae. The transcript has a single exon. Gene Ontology annotation, molecular function: polyamine oxidase activity.
AUGGGAGCAAAUUAUAUUCAUGGUAUACUAGGGAAUCCCAUGUAUGAAUUAGCCUUAAAUCAUGGACUUAUUGACAUAACACAUACACCAAAAGAUCACCAAGUACUAGCUGUAAUGGAAGAUGGAAGUCAAAUCCCUUUUCUUAUGUUGCAAGAAGUGUACGAGGCUUACACUUGCUUUUUAAGAAGGUGUGAAGAAUAUUUUUUAUCUCAAUUUUUGCCACCAGAAGGAAUAUCUAAUGUUGGAGAUCAUAUUAAAUUAGAAGUUGCUUUAUAUUUAGACAGAAUUAAUGAUAAUAAAGAAAAGCACAUAAAACAGCUAAUUUUUGAUUCUCUUUUGAAAAGAGAAACUUGUAUUACUGGUUGUAACGAUAUGAACGAAGUGAAUUUAAUAGAAUUAGGUAGUUAUAUAGAACUCCAAGGAGGGAAUAUUGUCUUGCCUGGAGGGUACAGCAGUGUACUUCAAGCUGUUGCUUUGGAUAUACCUCCUGAAAAAUAG